Molecule: messenger RNA, 690 nt
Organism: Ramularia collo-cygni
Lineage: Eukaryota; Fungi; Ascomycota; Dothideomycetes; Mycosphaerellales; Mycosphaerellaceae
Exons: 1
Coding region: 1-690 (229 amino acids)
Source: RefSeq, a predicted model, not a curated record
AUGCACGACAUUGCCGAAUACAAGCAAGCCCUUUCAUUCGCAUUCUGCGAGGUCAUCAGCUCCUCUCCUUCCACACACAACACCUACCCGAAGAAGCCCGUCGAGCGGUACUCAUUCGUUCCAACCGCCACUCAAGCAAGGCCACCAACAGCACUCCACCCGGCACUUCGGUCGGAAAGCGUCACCUCGAGGGCAUCCACUCCGGAUCUGGACUUCGAAUGCGACACYCCAGAUAGCGUCGAAAGCUACUCGACCAAAACUUGGACGGUUGACCUGCUCCAACCCAUCAGUCCCUGCUCGCAAUCCUUCACCUCAGAGUGUAUCUCCUCCAUGGGUCUCAAGCACGACAGCUUUGAAAGCUUGUCGGACUCGAACUGKAACAUCGAACAUCUUCGAAACAUCAGCAUCAGUUCCGCCACUUCCAACACAUCUUCCAGCGCAUGUUCCCUAUCAUCGAUGGAAGGCAACUACGACACUCCCAAACGCGGGAGGCGUUCAUCCAGCAAACGCUGGUCGAUCAGUCGUCUCCACCCACUCACCAUCUUCACCAAGCUUUCCCGCCCGGAAUCUCCUUCGACCACAGGCUAUGCCUAUGAUAGCAUGAGCAGUGCAGGCCGACCGAGAUCUCGCUGGACGAUUGGUCGUGACUACAACAGCAUGUCGCCCGGUGCUAAUCCUCAUGCCUAUUGA